Hevea brasiliensis (rubber tree) is the source of this 537-nucleotide messenger RNA. RefSeq lists its product as uncharacterized. Bases 1 to 537 code for a protein of 178 amino acids. Lineage: Eukaryota; Viridiplantae; Streptophyta; Magnoliopsida; Malpighiales; Euphorbiaceae. The transcript is spliced from 2 exons. The record is from RefSeq and is a predicted model, not a curated record.
AUGGCAACCACUCCAAUGAAGAAAAAUGAUGGUAAAUGGAUUAUACCACCUUCAUUGGCUACUUUAAAGAUUAUGUAUCAACUAACUAGAAGUCAACUUGUUGAUUUAAAGGAAGAAAUUAAGCAGCUAAUGAAGAGAAUAAUGAAGGCACAUAAGGAAGAUGAAAUUAAGGUCAUCAUGUUGCAAGAUUUUCCUCUCAUUAAUGUGUAUGAAAUGAUGAUGCAAUUUAUUGAAAUGGAAAAGAAAGAGGCUGCAAGGAAAAUUGAGGAAGUGCAAAUUUCGGAUACUUCUUAUGAAAAUGUGAUAAAUUGCAUUUAUUUCUAUGGAAGGGAAGAUCUUUUUUAUGUAGUUGGUGCGGCAACACAAAAUGAUGUAAUUGAAAUCUCUAAUUCGAAUGAGUUGUAUGUAGAAGAUAAUGAAGAAGGCAUUGAGGAAGAUAUUGAGGAAGACAUUGAAGAAAAUAGUGAUGAAGACAAUGAAGAUGAUAGUGAGGAUGCAAGUGAGGCUAAUAGUGAGAAUGAGUAUCUUAUCAGUUAA